UGGAGCGAACCGCGGGGCUGGCGGGACGGGGCAGCCCAGCGUCCGGAGGGAGGCAGGCCUUGAACGGGUGGGGCUGGCGUCCAGCUCCGGCCGGACGCGGGGUCGGCAAGGACCACCGGGCCGCAGCACCCGCCCGAGCCUCUUGGGCUUUCCACUUGUAGCCGGUGUUUCGGUCCGUGACACUUUGCCCGGCGUACAGGCCUCUAGGCGCAGCCUCGCCCACCUGUGCCCGGAGACCCUGGGGCCGUGUUCACCCUGGGCGAAGCGGGAGGGUCAGUCGGCUCCGACGCUUUCGCGGCACCCGGAACCCCAGGCUCGCGGCCGCAGUUUCCGGCCGGCGAAGGCGCUCAGCGGCCCGAGGCCACGGAAGCGGGCUCGGGAGGCCGGGCCGGGGCCGGACGGAGAUGGCGCCGCCAGCGGGCGGCGCGGCCGCGGCUUCGGACCCGGGCUCGACUGCGGUGCUUCUGGCGGUGCACGCCGCGGUGCGGCCGCUGGGCGCGGGGCCGGAGGCCGAGGCGCAGCUGCGGAGGCUGCAGCUGAGUGCGGACCCUGAGCGACCAGGGCGCUUCCGGCUGGAGCUGCUGGGCGCGGGGCCCGGUGCGGUCAGUUUGGAGUGGCCCCUGGAGACAGUCUCCUACACUGUCAGAGGCCCCAGCCAGCAUGAGCUGCAGCCUCCACCAGGAGGGCCUGGGACUCUCAGCCUGCACUUCGCCAACCCUCAGGAAGCUGAGCGGUGGGCAGCCCUGGUCCGAGGUGCCACCGUGGAAGGACAGAAUGGUCAGUUCCCUGGAGCGAAGAUUCAUUUGGUUGGCCAGGGACUGCAUUAGUUCUAGGCGAGAAGAGGAGAAGCCCCAGUGGCUGGCCUGGAUGGGGAAAGUAGUGGGGAAAGCUGGGCUCACCUUACCCACUGCUGGGGUUCUGGAAAGCCUUCCAGGAGGAAGAAAGGGGAGAAAAGGAACAGAGCUGGAGCCUGGAGUAGCAGACAAGUGUGGAGGGGCAGAGAAGCAUGCCUUCGGGACCUGGGUGAGAAGACAGACUAGAUCAACAGCAAGGGACAGGUAUUCAGUGGGAGAGUAACAGGCUCAGGUUUGAACUACUUAAGACUAGUAGAGGCCUGCAUUUGUGUGGGUGGUGCAGAUAGGGCUGGAGGGAAGGAUGUUUCCAGAGAUGCUUGAGAGAUGGAACAGGCUGGGUUUCAUGGGGGUUUAAAUGGAGGGGUUAGUGGUUGAGACAGAAAGCUGGAGGGACCAGAUACUGUGGAGACCCCAGAUAGAGGGCUUGUUUGGGAGGGCAUGGAAGUGAUCAAGUUCUGAAACACGUGGGAGGGAAGGGAGGUAGGUGGAUCUGGGCUGGAGCUGGGACUCAAGAGAUAAAGCUUGGGGGUAGAAAUAGUCAACCAAGGUCACCCAAGAGAGAGAAGCAAGAAUAGGGUCUGGGUCCAGCAGGCAGUGCCUCAGGGAAGAAGUCCACAGAUGCAUCAGAAGAAGAGCUGACAGAGGGGUGAGAAGAAAACCACACAGUGAGAUGGAAGAGAUCCAGACAGUAGCAUCUGCAGAAGGAGAAAGGCUUUCUUCUUUAAUUCAUUCAUUUGUUCGUUCACCAGAUACAUGUAUUCAGCACCAUACUAAGCCAUCCUUUAAGACCUUAGAGAUUUAGCAUGAAUAAAACUUCAAACC
Molecule: messenger RNA, 1676 nt
Organism: Vicugna pacos (alpaca)
Lineage: Eukaryota; Metazoa; Chordata; Mammalia; Artiodactyla; Camelidae
Source: RefSeq, a predicted model, not a curated record